Molecule: messenger RNA, 1835 nt
Organism: Oncorhynchus mykiss (rainbow trout)
Lineage: Eukaryota; Metazoa; Chordata; Actinopteri; Salmoniformes; Salmonidae
Product: transmembrane protein 179B
Source: RefSeq, a predicted model, not a curated record
UUGUCAGUCAGUGUUGAAUAUUUAGCGAGUUCAGACCCCUCCAGCGACUUUUGUUGGUAAAAGAGGUUAGCAGCUACUGUUCAGGUUGCCAUUGGGGAGUUUUGCCAACGGUUUGAGAGUUUCUAUGGUUUUGAUAGCAUUUAGAGAGUUUUCCCACAGAAAAUUCUGGAGAAGCUGUCUGUGCAACGGAAGUUACCGCAACAGCGCACAGGCAGAAAAGCACAAGGGGAGGGGACGGAAAACGCUCCGUCGGGGACUGCAGCGGUGCCACAGCAAGGCAGGUUGGUGCUGUGACGUCGUCGCGUCAACUGAAAAACGUAAAAACACCGCUGUCUGUCACGCGCUCCGGUAGACGGAGAGAGAGGGCUUGAACAGGGGGACCAUGAUGGUGAUACCGUGGCUGCUUCUCCUUGAGAUGGGCUUAUACGCCAGUUCUUUCGUGUGUGGGAUAGUCACGGCAUCUUCUCUCACUAUCGUACAGGGUAGCUUCGGGGGGCUCUGUAUGCUCUAUGGAACAGUGAACCAUAACUCCUCAUCAGGCUCCAUAUUGGUCCAGACCUCCAGCUCUCCUUCUCUCUGUUACUUUGUCUCUGCUAUCUCAGUGUGUGUAGCAGUGUUCUGUUUCUCUAUAUCACUGUACUGGAUAUAUACAUGCUGCCUGGAUGGAGGGGUUAACAGAGAGCGUCUAUGGCUCAACGUGACCCUGGUGGUGUGUGGCGUGUUUCUCUUCUUCCUCCUGGUGACGGGCUGUGUGUUGAAGGUCGGAAGAGACUCUCUGUGUGACUCUGUCCUACACGCUGUCCCCAACGUCACCAGAUGUGAACAGGCUCAGUCUAGGACCUGGAUCAGUCCUUACACGGGAACGCAGUUCUACACUGGACUGUACAACGCAGGGACAGCAGUGUGGGUGAACUUAUUUUUCUGGAUUCUGAUUGGCAUACUGGUGGUGAUCCAGAGAGGUCAAGGGUCAGAUUCCAGAAUGAUGACGCCCUCUGAGACCGAACGUCUUUUCCCAGGCCAGGCCCAGCAGCAGUGACUCAUAACCGUCUCGCCGUACGACCUGUUGGCGAGGCGCUCAAACACACACACACAUAUCUAACACUCCUCACUGUUUGACCUGUAAGAGAAUGAAUGAACCGUGUGUGUGUGUGUGUGUGUGUGUGUGUGUGUGUGUGUGUGUGUGUGUGUGUGAGGCUGUGUAGGUCUCUCACACAGUCACUCUUCUACAGCUGUUCCUGGGCUCGGUGUGUGUGUGGACCUCUGGGUACUGCAGCCUAGUGAAGCAGAGAUGGUCUACACUGGAAUAAAUAAUAUUAGAUAUGGUGUGACAUGUAAUGUCACUGUUCACCUGGUUUUGAAACAGUGUAACUGAGAACAAUUCAUGUACCUUUUUGUGAAGCUCUUAUACAUUUCUCUGUGGUCCCUCCAUCCGCAGUCCUUUAGUUCUUGUAUUUUGGGAGAGAGGUGUGUGUGUGUGUGAGUGAGUGAGACUGGCUUACAGGGACAUCAAUUGUCUCAGAUAAUAUCUCUCCGUGUGUGUGUGUGUCCACUCAAGACCACAGACAAACCAAGUCACAGUCGGCAUUGUCACACUGUCCUACGCAAACACACACUAAGAUUCCUUCCUGGUUAUUAAGAAGCCAUUUUGUUACAUCAUUCUCUUUCUGCCUGCAAUUAUUUGUACUUUUUUUAAUGAAUAUUGAAAAGCAAAUAUGUGUUUUGAUUUGAGUGAGGUAUUGAUGUUUUUUUACAGAACUUUCUAAAACAGUUAUCGACCAAUAACAGUAGGUGUGAGCAGAGCAUCUUGACCAAUAAAGACGCAUUGGUUUGUCAGA